Molecule: messenger RNA, 4418 nt
Organism: Monomorium pharaonis (pharaoh ant)
Lineage: Eukaryota; Metazoa; Arthropoda; Insecta; Hymenoptera; Formicidae
Product: G protein-activated inward rectifier potassium channel 3
Exons: 6
Coding region: 964-3219 (751 amino acids)
Biological process (GO): potassium ion import across plasma membrane; regulation of monoatomic ion transmembrane transport
Cellular component (GO): plasma membrane
Molecular function (GO): inward rectifier potassium channel activity
Source: RefSeq, a predicted model, not a curated record
UUUUAAAUAAAUUAAAUGUUUAAUCUUUUUUUUUGACACAUUUUCGGCCUACAAAUAAGAGAUUUUAGCAUUUCUGUCUGGAUAAGUCUUGCAUACAUCAGUGCAAUUUCAGCAGUCAGUCAGAUCCUGAUAACGAGAUGCCAAGAAGUUGAUAAGAAGUACGCGACGUCAGUCAGUCAGUUGAACGAGAAUCGCGGGCGUGAAUUGCGUGGUCGUUUUCAUCUUUUAUUUUCCAUCUUCCUUUAUUUCUACCUUGUACAAUUCUUGUGACGGAUAAUGAGACAACCUCAUCAUGUGACUGCUACUGAUCAUGUGACUACUUUUCUGUAAUUAUAUAAUUAUAUAAUUACAGAAAAAAAGAAAAAAGUGUAAAACAGUACCGAAAGUGCAAGUUAAUGUAAUUAAAAGUAGCAAGUUUAUCAUUGAUGUAAUUCUUUCUAAAUGUAAAAUCUUUAAUACAAAUUGUUUCUAUAACAUUAUAUUCUAUUUGAAUAUCAAAACAUAAAAUAUUUUAUUUUAUCUGAUUCAAUGCCACGUGAAUUCGUUUUGUGCCUAUGGACUAAAAUAUUUCGAGUGCUCUUUCAUAAGAUGUGAUGUCGCUUGGAUUAAAUUUUUUUCAGGAGAUUGCAUUACUUUUAGUUGAUGAUUAGGAUACUUCUAUAAAUACUUAUUUAGAUACUAUAAUUAUAUUAUAUUUUUACGUGAUAUAUAAAUUUUUGAUUAACAAAAGACGUUUACAAAAAUGAUAUAAUUAUUUUAUAUCUGAUAGAAUAAAUGGUGAUAAUUUAGAUCUUUAUUGAACAAUAACAGAUUUGUAGAAAAUCUGUCAAACCGAUCAACUAUUCAUCGUGCGCGAGUGACGUAAUCGACACGAAUGAUCACCUUUUCUGCGUGAGAAUAGGAAGAACAAAUAGCGGUUUGUUAGUGGCCGAUAAAUGGUGCUCGAUGUGAGUCAUAAACGGGAUGAAUGGCAAUGUGUUGAAGGUGGGCGACAAGUCUCCGUCGCCGGAUUGGGGAGAAGAACAAAAGCUGAUACCAUCAACCACACCAACGACACCGAUGAUUGUGCAAGUGACAAAGAAUUCGUAUUCUUCCUUGAAGUCCAGGAAUCGAUACCGGGCUGGACCAACGCGGAAACUGCGUCGUCGCGCCGUCUUGAAAAAUGGUGAUUGUAAUGUGCUACAAUCGCGCAUCUCCCGGCGAUCGCUGCGUUUUCUACAAGAUAUCUUCACUACUUUAGUAGACACACAGUGGCGUUGGACAUUACUAUGCUUCAUCUUAAGUUUUCUUCUAUCUUGGCUCGGUUUUGCGGUAAUCUGGUGGUUAAUAGCCUUCACUCACGGUGAUUUUGAAGAACGUCAUCUGCCGCCUUUCCAAGUAGAAAACAAUUGGACACCGUGCGUUUACAACAUUUUUAGCUUCACCAGUUGUUUCCUCUUUAGUAUCGAAACCCAGCACACUAUCGGAUAUGGCAGCCGUUCCACCACCGAAGAAUGUCCUGAAGCCAUAUUUAUUAUGUGUCUUCAAAGUAUCUCUGGUGUCAUGAUUCAAGCUUUCAUGGUGGGUAUUGUGUUCGCAAAAAUGACCAGGCCAAAACAGCGUACACAAACUUUGUUAUUUUCGCGAAACGCCGUGAUUUGUCAACGAGAUGGUGAGCUCUGUCUCAUGUUUCGAGUAGGCGAUAUGAGAAAGAGUCACAUAAUUGGUGCAAGUGUACGCGCACAAAUGAUUCGCAAUAAAACAACCAAGGAAGGCGAGAUUCUAUCUCAACAUCAGCAUGAACUGGUGGUAGGUACCGACGGUGAGAACGGCGAUCUGUUUUUCAUAUGGCCAACCACCAUUAUUCAUCGGAUCAACGAGUCUUCGCCUUUUUUCAAUAUGUCCGCCGAAGAUAUGUUAACUGAACGUUUCGAAGUCGUUCUAAUAUUGGAAGGUACUAUUGAAUCUACUGGACAAACUACCCAAGCUAGAACCAGUUAUCUCCCGCAGGAGAUUCUAUGGGGUCAUCGUUUUGAUCAUAUGGUGAGCUACUCAAAGGAACGACAAGGUUACGAGGUGGAUUAUUCAUUAUUUAAUAGUACGACUCAAGUUGACACUCCAUUGUGCUCUGGCAGAGAGCUCGCAGAAUUUUAUAAAGCGCAAGACGAUCUUCAUAACGGAACUGGUGUUCUAAUCGACGACAACCAUUUAAUGAGAAGAGAAUGUAAUUGCAAUUGUCAUCUAACUAAUCAUCAAUGUCUGCAAUUGCCUUUGAAUUCUACAGAAAGUCAUAACGGUAUGGAAAAUAAGAAUUAUUGGCAAAAUAUCUGUAAGUGUUCAAAUUGUAUUUCAUACAAGCCUCCAUUCGAGAGCAUUGAUCAAUCAAAGUUUGAUUUCAACACUAUUAAAAAAACAAAAAACGAAGAAUUGCACCAAUUACCGGCAGCAGCAAAUAAGGAGAUUGUGAAAAACAGCCAAAUGAUUGUCUCUGAGGAAGAGGAAAAAAUCUCAGAUAGAAAUUUAAUUAGAUUGAACGAUACAAAAAAUAAGCUUUUAAGUUAUAAUCAAGAAAUUUUUGAAAAAGGAGAAGACAUUUGGAUACCAAGAGCUGUAGAAAAAAAUGUGAUUGAAUAUUUUGUUAGAACAAAGAAUAAAAAUGCAAACAGUAUAAGGAACAUUACAAUAUUAGAAAGAGACCAAGAAGCUUUGCAGCAAAUUCCCAAGUAUCUUAUGGUAUCUUCAAAUCACUUAAAUGACAAUUCAAUUUUUAGUCAGCAAUUAAAUUACGACUUUCUUAAAUGGAAAAAUGAUAAUUCUCAAGAGAAACAAUACGAUAGUAUUAGAAUCGUGAACGAGAAAACUAUGAGAAAAUCUUCACCACAUUAUCUUGUCAAAAUAGCGAUGCAAAACAAACUUCAUUCUAUUGAUAAUUGUUCGCUGGUUUCUUCAAUUUAUGAUCCUUUAUUAGAAUCAGGUUUUUGUGAAGUAAGUUCCAACAAUAAUUGUAGGGAAUUAUUUACACAAAGUAUAUUAAAGAAUAUUGAGACCAUGGAUCCUGUAGAAAGCACGAAUCUGUCGCAAGAAAAUACAGACAAUAUUGAUAAUCGAAAAGAUUGUAUUAAAGAUCAUCGUGUUGAAACAAUUAUUAGUAUAAAUGAUAAUAUCAAAAAUAACAAAACUAUAGCUUCUUCAUACUUCAAUACAUCUUUUAAAAAUUCUAUUAGUAAUAAAAUCAUCUAACAAUCUAACAAAAGAUACUGAUGCUUUAUUUGUUAAUAAACAAAUUAUAUAUACGGAAAAUGGGGAAGAAAACAUUUAUCAAAGCAAAAAAGAGAUAUAAAUAUCUAAAUACAUAAUUUGGAAAAUUUGUUAGUAAUUUAGAUGAAUUGAAGAAACCUUUCUGAAAAAGCUGAGAAUAAAAAACGAUUUUUCAAAAGUUGGUGCAUCUUAUAAACAUUAUAUUAAACAUGUUAAAUGUUCAAAAUUUGAUAAUACCAUUAUUAAAAAGCAAUAAUAAAUUAAUCAUAAUAUUACAAAAAAUAAUAUUUAAAAAAUAAAAAAUUUUUCGAACAGUAAUAACCAUCGACUUAAGAAGCAUGACCUAUCUUAAUACUAUUCAUAUGCGAAAUUAAGUUCAGAAAAAAAUGAGAGCAAUGGCCGUCAAUUAGCUCUGUCUUCGUUUUUCUCAUGACUAGAAAAAGACAAAAUUGAUGGACAAUUCAUGCUAUCCUUCUUUCACAGUUGGACUCACUUUCGAUCCACGUUGCGCAGUUCAUGCUUUAUGUCGAUGAUAAUAAUUAUGAUAAAAGAUACUCGGAGAAAAAAGUAUUUCUUAGUAUUUCUAUGUAAUUACGUAUUUCAAUUUAUACAUUUAUUACAUUUAUUAAAUUAUAUGGCAGAAUAUUGCAUAAAAAUUAUAACUUGCGACUAUAUUUCAUCGCUUUUGCCUGCGAAUAGAUGAUAAAUCAUGCAAUACUUCUCCAUACGCUUACCUUGGCUGUGUUUCAAAAAUGCUGUCAGUAUUAAAAAUCUAUAGUUUCCGUUACGUACACUAUAGAUUUUCAGUAUUGACAGCAAUUUUGAAAUACAGCCCUUGUUUAUUAUUUACGUCUAUGGCCAUGUCCUGGAUAUCUGUCAGGCCAGUAUUCAUCAUAAUCAGGUCUUAUAUUUAAGAUCGUCUUAAAUACCAUCUUAAAAUAUCAACUAAUCACAGAACCGUACAUAUUAGCAUCUUAAGACAUUGCUUGAGAUGUCCUUAAAAUAAAAUUCAAAUAUGAAUACCGACCUCAUACUUUAUACGAUUGCUUUUAAACGACUAUAGAUAGAUAACUGAACUUGACUGAACCAUCCAGUGGAUGUUCAACAUCCAUGUAUUACAUUAUCUGGAUAUCAGAAACAAAUUGUAUAAUAUUUGCAAAAUAAAUUAUUUUUAAAAUAAA